Molecule: messenger RNA, 654 nt
Organism: Cajanus cajan (pigeon pea)
Lineage: Eukaryota; Viridiplantae; Streptophyta; Magnoliopsida; Fabales; Fabaceae
Cellular component (GO): nucleus; cytoplasm
Molecular function (GO): 3'-5' exonuclease activity; nucleic acid binding
Source: RefSeq, a predicted model, not a curated record
AUGGCUGAGCUGCUUAAGAAUAUAGAGGAAAAGGAGGAGUUUUUUUAUUUGAGUGGAGAGUGUGUUCGGACCUAUGUGACAAAGAGGCAUGAGAAAAUUGAUGUGGUUUUGAAAUCUUUUUUGCAUCCAUCGUAUAGUGGUGAAAUGAAGGUUAUAGGGUUAGAUGUUGAGUGGCAUAUGUCAAAAGAGGAUACGAUGAAUGAAGUGGUUCCCAUAACCAAAUGCGCCACUUUGAAUCUUUGCAAUGGAUAUUCAUGUAUUAUUAUUCAACUGCUACAUUUCGAAUCUAUUCCCGCGUCACUGCUUAAUUUUCUUCGCAUGCCGGAUUAUAUUUUCGUGGGUGUUGGUAUUAAAGAUAAUUUGGAUAAGUUGGAGAAACAGUGUGGGAUUAGAUGCAAAAAUGCAGUGGAAUUGGCACCCUUGGCUGCUACUGUCAUGAAGAGGCCUCGUUUGAGAGAUUGCGGCGUUGAGGAACUUGCUUUUGCGGUUGCUGACCUUAAACUUCGAAAGUUUAGACCUCCAGACGAGAUCUUCGAGGAUUGGGGUAAAUCUUUUAUUAGCAGUAAUCAAGCUAAACUUGCUGCUAUUAAUACUUUUUCUUAUUACAAAAUUGGGAUCAGAUUGCUUGCUGAAUCUGAUGAUUAUCGUUAUUAA